Messenger RNA from Onychostruthus taczanowskii (white-rumped snowfinch), 1300 nucleotides. RefSeq names its product Fas ligand (gene FASLG). Gene Ontology annotation, biological process: extrinsic apoptotic signaling pathway via death domain receptors; immune response; positive regulation of canonical NF-kappaB signal transduction. Gene Ontology annotation, cellular component: membrane. The transcript has 5 exons. The record is from RefSeq and is a predicted model, not a curated record. Bases 1 to 1101 code for a protein of 366 amino acids. Gene Ontology annotation, molecular function: tumor necrosis factor receptor binding. Lineage: Eukaryota; Metazoa; Chordata; Aves; Passeriformes; Passeridae.
AUGUCUGACUUAUUGGUGCAGGACGCCGGCGGCUUUGUCGUUCCUGCAGCUCGACAGCCUUGCCCGCGGUCGGGCGGCGCGGAGGCAGCAGAUUUUGGGGAGCGGCUGCGGGUGUGGGACCGCGGAGCCCCGGGCGGCAGCGCAGCCCCCGCAGCGGGGCUGUGGGAGGAGGGUGGGUCCCGGCCGGGCCGGAAGGGGCUCUGCUGCCGAUGCCUCGAGGCUUUCGGAGUCGCAGCAUCCCUCGCAGCCGCACGGAUGCAGCCGCAGCGGGGCAGAGCCGCGGCCGGCCCGCCGGCGUUCGGCUGCCGCAAGGACGAGCCCAGCAGGCAGGUCCGGCCCGUGCCGCUGCCGCCAGUGCAGCAGAACCUGAACUAUUACCCGCAGAUCUUCUGGCUGGACGGCUGUGCCGAGGCAGGGGCUCCCUGUCCCCCCGCUGCCCCCGCGGCUCCUUUCCCACCGCCCGUCCCCGAGCGGAGCAGAAAGCCGCGGAACAAGGACAGGGAAAGGAGCAGCGCCGGCUUCCUCGUGAUGUUCUUGCUGAUCCUGGUGGCCUUCACCGGAGUGGGGCUGAGCAUAUUUAAGAUUUUUCACCUGGAGAAGGAAGUGGAUGAGCUCAGAGAGUCUGCCAGCGCCGAGCACAUCCCUCCAGCCUCUCAGAAACUCACAGGGCAGAGGAAGGAGGUGAGGAGGGCAGCCCAUGUCACAGGCAACCCAGCCCAGCAGGACCUGCCUCUGGAGUGGGAGCCCACCUCUGGCCAUGCCUACACCAGUGGCAUCCAGUACCACAAGCGGGGGCUGCUGGUCAGCGAGCCGGGGCUGUACUUCGUGUACUCCAAGGUGCUGUUCCGCGGCAGCGCCUGUGACAGCCAGCUCCUGUCCCACGUGGUGUACAAGAGGAACCCGGCCUCCCCAGGCAGCCUCGUGCUCAUGGAGGACAAGGCCACCAACUUCUGCAUGGGCCAGAGGAUGUGGGCCCGCAGCAGCUACCUGGGGGCUCUCUUCAGGCUCAGGAAGAUGGACAGUUUGCACGUCAACGUCUCCAAAAUCGCCCUGGUAAACUUUGAGGAAUCCAAGACUUUCUUUGGUUUGUUUAAGCUUUGAAAUGGAGCGUGGCUGGCAGCCCCUUCACACGCACACCCCCAUGGAUGCGUGAGGGCUGAGUGCUGCCUGGGCACCACAAAACCCACCCAGAAACCUUGUUUGGGCUUCAGCAUGAGGGGAUCCAAGCAACUGGGAAAGGCUUAAAAGCACCAGGGCUGUGCUGCAUCAGCCUGAACAGAAUUGCACACGUUCUCCUUAC